Messenger RNA from Anoplophora glabripennis (Asian longhorned beetle), 3912 nucleotides. Its product is annotated as macoilin. Gene Ontology annotation, biological process: neuronal signal transduction. Lineage: Eukaryota; Metazoa; Arthropoda; Insecta; Coleoptera; Cerambycidae. Gene Ontology annotation, cellular component: rough endoplasmic reticulum membrane. Bases 119 to 1972 code for a protein of 617 amino acids. The transcript has 6 exons. The record is from RefSeq and is a predicted model, not a curated record.
UUUACCGCAAAAGUAAGGUUUUUGUGACGAGAAUCCAUGAGAGAAACGCGUAUUUUUGCAAAUCCUCGUGUGGAGUGAGUUAAAUAAUCAGUUUAGUGAAUUGGUUUUGAGUGAAAUUAUGAAGAGGCGAAAUGCUGAGAUUGCUAAAAUGAGAAGGCCCAUGAAAAAGAACAAAAUUACAGAAGGAUUUUACGGAAGCACACUCCUUUAUCUGAAGUUUGUAAUCCUCUGGGCCUUAGUUAUCUUGGCAGAUUUCAUAUUAGAGUUCCGUUUCGAGUUCUUAUGGCCAUUCUACCUUCUCCUUCGUUCUGUAUAUGAUUCGUUUAAAUAUCAAGGUUUAGCCUUCUCAAUUUUCUUCGUGUGCAUAGCGCUAACAUCAGACAUGUUGUGCUUCUUCUUCAUACCGGUGCACUGGUUGUUCUUCGCAGCCAGUACAUAUGUAUGGGUACAAUACGUUUGGCACACAGACAGAGGGAUAUGUGCUCCCACGAUAAUACUCUGGAUACUGUUCGUUUAUCUGGAGGCCGCAGUGAGACUGCGCGAUAUAAAACACAUGCCGGGACACCUGGAUCUCUGCAGACCGUUCGCAGCACAUUGCAUAGGGUACCCCGUAGUGACGCUGGGCUUCGGUUUUAAGUCCUAUGUGGGGUAUAGGAUGCGACAGCGCAAGCAGCAAGUCGUAGCAAAGGAGAAUCAGUUUUAUAUGCAACUGAUGCAACAAGCGUUGCCCGUAGAGACUACCCCUCCAAUAGAACAGACUGAAGCUCCAGCGAACGCUAUUGUUCCUGCACAGCCUGUACAAAAUAAUAAUAAAAUUCAUAGUAACAGACAAUCCCAUGAGAAAAAUGGACACAUCCCCAAUGGGACGAUAGCCAACGGGGUCCAUAACACACAUGGCACAAAAUCGCACCAUAGAAAGUCCGUUGAUAAGUGUAAAGAUCACGGUGAUCAACAUGAUCACAAGCACACAGAGAGACACAUAGACAAACAGAAAGUGAGUCAUUCACACAGCAACGGGUCCGCGAUAGGUGCCGGCAUGGAAGACACGGCACCGCAGGAGCCCGAGCCCAAGCCAACCAGAAAGCGGGAGAAGAAAGAACAGGACAAAGAACGCGAAGCUGCGGAAUAUUUGCAAAGGUUGGAAACUGAUGCUAAGAAGCUUAGAACUGAUCUCCAAAGCAGUAGAGCAAGCGAACAAGAGUUAAGGCUGCAGGUUGCCUCGCUGACAACAACCGAAAAAGUUUCAAAAGGAGAGCUCUCUGCCAUGCAGAGGGAAAUAGAGGAGCUACAGCAACGGCUGCAGAGCGCCUUAAGUACAAAAUCCUUAGACAAACAAAGUAUAAGUAAUUUAGAGAGACGUUUAGUAGAAGAGAGGCGACUGAGAUCUAACAUAGAGUCACAGUUAAGCCAGGAGAGAAAGAACCGUAAAGAAGACGCAAGAGCAGCUCAGGUUGCAGCACAGCAAUCGUCAAGGGGCGAAUGUACAGAAGCAUGCAAAUCGAGAAGAAGGGAGCUCGAAGCUGAACUCGCCGACAUGCGCUCAGCAAAGCACUGGCAAGAGGAACGACUCCAAGCAUUAGAGAGGGAAAACGCUGCGUUCGUAGAACAGUUGCGUGACACAGACAUACUCAUGUCUGCCUUAUCGGCAAUGCAAGAGAAAAAUUCCCACUUGGAGAACUCGUUAUCUGCAGAAAAUCGCAUUAAACUCGAUCUAUUCAGUGCCCUCGGAGAGGCUAAAAGGCAACUAGAGCUUAAAGAGAAUGCCAACAGAGCUCAAGAAAAAGAAAUCGAAGAGCUGAAAGGCAAAAUUGCACAGGUUCUAGCUGUGAUGCCGAACGAUACCUUUGGUGGUCCAACAUCCUCCAGCAAUAUCUCUAGAGUACGAUUGGCCGAAAGUCCACCAUCCAACCUCGACCCCAAUGCGACGGCCUACACUCCUAAAAGCUCCCUGAUUGCUUCCACGGAAGCCUAGUUUGCCCCCGUACUUAGCCCCCCACCCCCGGUAUCGUCCGCUGAUGCUGUUUUUGUUACAUUUAUAUCGGUGUUAUUCUCCUUUUUCAUUGGAUUUAUUCAUGUAAAUUUCAUAUUUCUGUUCACAAGAGAAAUAAAUGUUUGAUUUCAAGGUGUAAGUACUGCAAUUUUUAAAUUAUACGGAGUGUUUGGAAACUGGGAGCAAAAAAUUAGGUGGUUAUUCUACUCAUAAAAAUAUUGGUGGAAGAUCUUAUGCCACUUCUUCAAAGACAAUGUUUUGCCAUAAGUUUUUCUUCAGUCAAGCGAUUUUUUUCAAAUUUGGUGCGCUUGUCUAUAACAUACUGGACCAAUGGAAAAAAAUUCUAACUUCUUAAAGGGCUUAAAUGGACAUUAUUAGCCAGAAAAUUGAUUUUAACUUCUUUAUUUGCAGUUAUUUAAUUAUUAAACAGGUUUAUGUCAAAGACAGGUAAAAAAUUUCUCGGAAUAUUGAUCUUGUUUUGUUGAUAACAACCGUUUCCGAGGAGAAAUCGUAUUUAAUAUUUUGAGGCGACCGAUUAAAAAAAAACUUGUUUUUUUGAAGAUUUGAACACAAAGAAAUUGUUUUAAACGGUUUUACUUUAGAGGUUGGAAAAAAAUGUGAUUUUCGGGAAUUUUCAAGGAACAAUCGAUACAAGAUAUGUCGUCGGGUACAAAAAAGCUUUAUUGUACAUCUUUUCAGGUAGUAUUGUGAAUUUUUUCAAACAAUUUGAAAGCAACGACACCUUUUAUUCAGAGGGCUGUAUUGCCGGAAGCGUUUCUUAUUAACGGUUGGUCUUGGAACAAAAAAACAAAAAAUUUCUGACAUACUAAAAACUAGGGAGCAUUGAAGGGAAAUUAAAAAUAAUAAUUGCUGAUUUAGUGAACAUUCAAAAAAAAGUAUCGAGAAAAGGUGAAAAAUUACGAUGCUGCCCGAGUUAUAUAGCUCUUGUACUAAAUUUCAAGUCGAUUCGUUGAAAACUUUUUGGGUAUGUUUCUGGCCAGUUAAAAAAAGGUGGUUUUUCGAAAAACACUUUUAAAGUUUUCGUUGUCAUUCAAUAUAAGAAAUUUUGUUAUAAGUAUACCUUCAAUCAGCGACACCUGCAUAUAAUUGGCCUUCUGUAUUGACAUUUUCUUCAUCCUCUUAGGUUUUAUCUCCGACUCAGUCUGGCCUCAAUAGCUAAUUAUCGGGUGCAUUCACGAGUUACAAUAAGCACUCCUGCAACGUGCUGCGAGUGGUUCCGCUUAACCUCGAAAAAACUUGUGUUACCGAUUUUUCCGCCACCUAAAACUUUUUUCCUUUAUUCUUCACAUUUAAACCAUUUAUCCAAAAAUUGAAAUUUUUUCCAAAAUUUUAGAAUGGCUUUCUUUAUCCCUUAAUUACCUUGAAUGAUUUUAGUAAAAUAAAAUCUCAAACACUAAAAUUUCCAGAAGUUGAACAGAAAAUGCAGUCUCAAAAUAUAAGUAGGUAUUAUAGAUUUGAACUUUAGUGUUCGAUCAAUUUUCUAUAUAAUAAUAGCCAAUUAAGCUUUCUAGGAAUUUAUAAUUUAGAUGAUUUUUUUAGGUGCAUACCAGAUUUGAAAAACUUGAAUGAAAAAAAAUUAUGGCGAAAUUUAAAAAAAAAAACUCCAACACUAUUAAUAUUUAAAAAUUUCAAAAGAGUGUCAGGAACUCGUACCAUUAUUUUUUAUGAGCAGAAUCUCCCUCUAAAAUUUUUAGUUCCAUGAUUUUUAGUUCCUAUAUUUGGUAUUCUCUGUUUUGCAUUUUUUUUUCCAAAAACAACUGUUUAGGCCAGGAAAAUAAGCUGUGAAAUGACCAUUCCGCGACUUUUUUUUCGUCAAGCCGAAUUUAUCACUAAGAUGCUAAAUAUUAUAUACAAUAACAUAUUAGUUUCCACAGUCAUAAAAAGCUUUUUUUCCAUUCAUU